AUGGCGAGAGGCGCCUCCCAGGCUCAUCCCAAGGCGUGGUCCCGCCUUGAAGAGGUUCCAUCAGUGGACCCGGANCAAGGAGUUAUAAAAUGCCAGAUGGAAGAAAUUGCUCAUAUUGAUCUUAGAACUGAACUAGAACCAAGGAAAGAAACAACUCUGUUUGAUAAACCAACUAGAGGAACUACUGUUCAAAAAUUCAAAGAGAUGGUCUAUGAGCUUUUUAAAGCAAAACUGGGAGAACAAGGAAAUCUUCCUGAAUUGGUUAAUCUCAUCUUGACUGUGGCUGAUGGGAAUAAAGAUGGCCGUGUUUCCUUGCCAGAAGCAAAGUCAGCAUGGGAACUUCUCCAGUUAAAUGAAUUCCUGCUCAUGGUAAUUCUCCACGAUAAAGAACACACUCCCAAAUUGUUGGGGUUUUGCGGAGAUCUUUAUGUGAUGGAAAAAGUUGAAUAUACCUCUCUUUUUGGAAUAAUCCUUCCGUGGAUUUUAGAACUUUUCAUUCCUUUUGGUUUCAGAAGGAGCAUGGAUCAAUGGUUUACUCCGUCGUGGCCGAGAAAGGCAAAAAUAGCUAUAGGGCUUCUAGAAUUUGUGGAAGACAUUUUCCAUGGACCGUAUGGAAAUUUUCUCAUGUGUGAUAUGAGUGCCAAAAACCUGGGCUAUAAUGAUAAAUAUGACUUAAAAAUGUUGGAUAUGAGAAAAAUAGUGCCAGAAAUGAAUUUAAAAGAACUUAUUAAAGAUCGUCACUGCGAGUCUGACCUGGAUUGCAUAUAUGGCUCCGACUGUAGAACUGUAUGUGACCAAAGUAAAAUGAAAUGUACUACAGAAAUAAUUCAGCCAAAUUUAGCAAAGGUGUGCCAUUUGCUUAAAGACUAUCUGCUUCUCGGGGCUCCUUUAGAAAUACAUGAAGAAUUAGAGAAACAAUUGUACUCUUGCAUUGCCCUGAAAGUUUCAGCCAAUCAGAUGGAAAUGGAACAUUCUUUAAUACUCAAUAACUUGAAAACUCUAUUGUGGAAGAAAAUAUCUCAUACAGAUGAUUCUUAGGUGCUUUGUCUCAGAAGAAGAUGCAGUUGCUGCUGUAGGAGCUGACCACUUUUUAUGAAACAUACUUUAUAGUUUUUGAAACAUUUGUUGUCCUCAUCUUUUAUCAGUUCUCUUUCGAACUUCCCCAAUCGAAGAGUUAUAUGUGUACUUUAAAUGUAUGCCUGUCAGACUACUGAAGCCAUAUGGCUACAACACUCCUGGCUGGAAAGAAUACUAAUUCCCUGUUACCCUUUUAUCCUUCACUGGCUUAAGAGAUUUCAUAAGAGCCUUCUGUUGGUUAGAAUUCAUUCUGUUUCUUUAGAAACUUACUAAAAGCCAAAUUUAUACAUAUGGAGAGAGCAUUUGGUAUAAUCCCAGGAAAUCCAUUCUAUAGAAUUUAUAAAGUCACAUGUAUUCAACUGAAUAAUUUCCUAAAUGUAAAAAAAAAUCUAGCAUUUGAAAUCUAUCCUACCCUUUUCCCUGAUGUAUUAGUUAUUAAAAACUGGGAAUUCUUGAAGGAGGACAGUAUAAAAACACCGAUUGCACUUCCAUUUCUAAAUAAUAGCUAAGGAGAGCUACUCAAGAACCUCUGCAUCAUGAGAUACUUCCAGUUAGCCAAGCUGCUUCAUCUGGCUGUGGAGGACCCUCCCACUUAGAUCCAGCAGACCCUCCACCCUUCGAAUAAAUGUAUUUGUACUUCCUUUUGAGAACAUCCCAAGCACCAAACUGCUCCCUGGGAAAGUACUGUUCCCUAUGCUUUGUUUGCCCUGUAUCAUUAGCAAAGGGAAAAGUUAGAAGAAAUGGGACAGGAUAGGUGAAGUUGGCUGUGUGGGUUAUCAGUUUAAAGCAUUCUUAGAUGCCAUUUUUGUAAAUGCUGGUUACUUUAUGAACGAAUUCCUGGUGACUCAAACAAGCUUCUCAUUUGAAUUAAAUGUGUGUAAGGGGAAGAACUUUGUCCCUAAACUGUGAUAUCAUUUAGUCCAAGUAGAUGAAGGAUUGAUUGUAUCUAGGGACCUACUCUUGUUCCAAAGCUAUCACCUUGCAGACAUGAUAAGAAGUUUCCUUAUGUUCUUUUGACUUACUAUAUCUUUAUUUUGUGUUCUUGCUUCCCCUCAAAAAGAUACAAAAUGUAUUGUGCUUUUAAAAAGUUCUGAAGUGUGAUUUUUAAAAUUCUGAAGUUUCUUUACAAUCAUCAACCUGAAGAAUCCAUCACUAUUAGAUUACUUUUUAAAAAUAAUAUUUUGGGGAUUGUCUAUUAAUUUUAGCAUGGCAGAAUUUGCACAUUAGUAAUUUUUAGAGAAAAUUAAUGUGAUAAUUGCAAAUGUUUUAAAAUGGAAGUUUUUCAAACCAGAACUUUUUGUUAGAUUUUUACAUUUGUAUACACAUUUACCUCAUACAUACAUUUAAUGUUAGUAAGUUUGCUAAAUUUCCUAGUUAAAAAUAGCCGUUGUAUCAUUCUAGCAUUUAAGGAUUUUUAAGUUGCAUACACAAUCAUGCACACACUAGCAGCAAUAUGAAAUAUAAGAUUCAAUAAACUUCAGUAAUCAGUUGGAUUAUAUGAACACAUUUAUUAAAAAGUAUUAAGCAUUAUACAUUUGAAAGUAAGAAGUCAAAGAGAUCCCUAAGCUCCAGAGUUUUAAUGCAAUCAAAUGAUUGAGUCCUCAUUUUUUAUCAGCAAAGUAUUUAAAUCAUAAUGAACAAUCUCACCAAAAGAAAGCCUAUCCAACAGUUAAAUUCUAUGUAUCACUGUCCUGAAGUAAUUUCAGUAUUGUAAUUGUAAGGUGGAAGAUUUCUAUUGGGAGUUAAUCAUAUUUGUUCCUUCAACCAUCAAACUGUUUGAUUUCACCAUAUGCACUUUGGAAACUAGAAUAUUACAUUCAAGCUGAUUUUGUAAGAAUGUAUAGGUUUGUUUUCAUACUAUGUGAUGAGCUAAUUUCUAAAGUGCCAUUUGUCUUAAGCUAAUGAAUAUUGGUUUUGGCAUUGCUUACAAAACAACAAAAUGAAAUACAGCAGUGAUAAGAUACAUGUUUUCACCACUACCCUUCUUGGACUUUUUUAAAAAAAUAUUAUGUAGUACUUUCCAUUUCUUUUAUGUGUUUUUCUCAGGACUACAUAGUCCCCAGUUCUAGAAAGAAAUGAUAACUUUUAUCACACAUGGAUAAUCUUUGGAAUCUUAUUUAGCACCUAGCUAGUUAAUAAAUUACAUUAUUCAAUGUAAUUGUUUAGCAGACUUCUUCUUAAAUACUUGGGCAUGUUCCUCUUGACACUAAUUCACCUUUAGCUUUUGACUUGAUUCAGUUUUGUUUUAGAAGACAAGAAAAUGACAAAAAUUAUUGACAAUGUCACUUUUUGAAAUCAACAAAGUAUUCUUUUUUAACCUCUCAAACAUGCACUUAUAAAGACAAAAGAACUGUUGUUCCCUGUAUAAUGUGUGACAUUAUUUGCUUUAGGGUCUUGUACAUUUUUGCCUUCUAUAAAUAUUUUUACUAACAGUUUUCUUGCACAAUGUCCACUUUGUUUUUAAAUUGACAAAGAGAGCAUUUAUUAGUGGUACCAAUAAACAUUCUUAAAUCUUAAUAAGGAAACCCAUGGUGAGUAAGUCUGAAUGUCAAUAGUUACAGUCAUUGCUCAGUGGAAAAAUAUAUAUUUGAAAGUUUGGAAUAAUGGGAUUUGUUAGCAAUGCAGUUUGUACUGUAUUUUAUUUUGAUUGCUGUUACACCACUUUCAGGUUUUUAUUUCAAAUAUGAACUGUUUACAAUAAAUUGAAACUAUUUCCC
Molecule: messenger RNA, 3794 nt
Organism: Thamnophis sirtalis
Lineage: Eukaryota; Metazoa; Chordata; Lepidosauria; Squamata; Natricidae
Source: RefSeq, a predicted model, not a curated record